Messenger RNA from Paramecium tetraurelia, 411 nucleotides. RefSeq lists its product as uncharacterized. The transcript has 2 exons. NCBI's taxonomy places the organism in Eukaryota, Ciliophora, Oligohymenophorea, Peniculida, Parameciidae. The record is from RefSeq and is a predicted model, not a curated record.
AUGAGUUAAGAGCGUAUAGAAUAAAGACCAGAGACAUCGAAAUGUUCUCGAUUAGAAAAAAGAAGAAUAACAAAUUCGAAUUAAUAGAGAAAUCGUACAGCUAUUCAAAGCAGAACGGCUUAGAAUUUUAAUCCGAAUAGUUACAAUGGAAUGACAUUAGAAGAAUAUUUCAGAAAAAAAGGAUAAGACAAUACUAAUACAUAAGUGGAGAAAAAAAAAAAAUUUUUGGUAACAAGUAAUGAGUUCUUUAUGGAAUUCUAAAAUUAAGACGCAAUGAGAAGAACACAUAUGGGAGAUAGCAAAUACAUGAAUAUGAAACAAGAUUUGAAAAAGAAAAUAUAGGAUUACGAUAAGGAUUUAUUUUAGAAGUAUGCUAUUAAAUUUGAUUUGGGAAAUGGUUUGGGAAAGUGA